CUCCGUUGACAGUCAUUCCCGUCAUUUCGCAGUUGGCCGCGUUUACGAUUUAACUAAACAACGUCGUGAACAGUUCAGUUGUCAUUUAGCAUUCGCGGAAAUAUCGCGCAAAUUUCUUUUUAAGAGUGGUCAUAAGUGUUCCCAGCAAAAUGAAGUACCUGCUGCCAUUCAUAAUUGGCAUAUUUUUAUUUACGGGCGUGACUCAGGUUACCGCUAGUGAGGAUGAUGGUGCCGACGUUGAGAAAGUUGACAUUGACUUGGGCGCUAGCCGAGAAGGUUCUAGAACAGAUGCCGAGGCACUGCAGCGGGAGGCUGAAGCGAUAAAGAUCGAUGGGUUGAACGUGGCACAGAUGAAUGAACUUCGCGACAAGGCGGAGAAAUUCACAUUCCAAACUGAGGUCAAUCGUAUGAUGAAACUCAUCAUCAAUUCGUUAUACCGCAACAAAGAAAUCUUCCUUCGUGAAUUGAUAUCCAACGCAUCGGACGCUCUCGACAAAAUCCGUCUACUAUCGCUUACAAGUAGAGCUGAGCUUGAAACAAAUCCUGACCUGCUAAUUCGAAUCAAAGCGGAUAAAGACAACAAAGUACUGCACAUCAUCGACAGUGGUAUCGGCAUGACGCGAAAUGAUUUAGUGAAUAAUCUUGGUACCAUUGCAAAAUCCGGCACUGCUGACUUUUUAGCGAAAAUGCAAGACACUGCGCAAGCUGAAGGUCAAGACAUGAAUGAUAUGAUCGGACAGUUUGGUGUAGGUUUUUACUCGGCAUUUUUGGUCGCUGAUCGCGUUGUAGUCACCACCAAGCACAACAAUGACAAACAGUACAUUUGGGAAAGUGACGCCAAUAGCUUUAGCAUCGUUGAGGAUCCUCGUGGAGACACUCUGAAACGGGGCUCACAAAUUUCACUGCAUUUGAAGGAAGAAGCUUUGGACUUCUUGGAAGAAGACACUGUCAAACAAUUGAUCAAGAAAUAUUCACAAUUCAUCAACUUCCCCAUCUACAUGUGGACCAGCAAAACUGUCGAGGAAGAAGUUCCAGUCGAAGAUGAAAAGAAGGAUGAAAAACCAGAAAGCGAGGAUGCUGAGGAAGAUGCUAAAGUCGAAGAGGACACAGAGGACGAUAAGCCAAAAACUAAGAAAGUCUCAAAAACAAUCUGGGACUGGGUUAUCAUGAACGAUAGCAAACCUAUUUGGACUCGCAAACCUGCUGAGGUGACUGAUCCUGAAUAUACGGAAUUCUAUAAGAGUUUGACCAAGGACACUUCAGAACCCUUGACUCACACUCACUUUAUUGCCGAAGGUGAAGUCACGUUCAAGAGUCUUCUGUUCAUUCCUAAAGUGCAGCCAUCGGAAUCAUUCAACCGCUACGGAACUAAGUCGGACAAUAUCAAAUUGUACGUUCGACGUGUUUUCAUCACCGACGAAUUCAACGAUAUGAUGCCAAACUACCUCAACUUCAUUCGUGGUGUUGUUGAUUCAGACGAUUUGCCACUGAAUGUGUCCCGUGAAACCUUGCAACAGCACAAAUUGAUUAAAGUAAUCAAGAAGAAAUUGGUUCGUAAGGCUCUGGACAUGAUCAAGAAGUUGGACAAGGAGAGUUACAACACUUUCUGGAAGGAGUUCUCCACGAACAUCAAAUUGGGCAUCAUGGAAGAUCCUAGCAACCGCUCCCGAUUGGCCAAACUUCUGCGCUUCCAUUCCUCCAACGGCAAAGAAAUCACUAGCUUGGCUGAAUACGUUGAACGUAUGAAGCCCAAACAGCAACAUAUCUUCUACAUUGCUGGAGCUACCCGCGCAGAGGUUGAGAAAUCACCAUUUGUUGAACGUCUCCUUGCCAAGGGAUAUGAAGUCCUUUACCUCGUAGAAGCAGUCGAUGAAUAUUCAAUUUCAGCUCUUCCCGAAUUCGAUGGAAAGAAAUUCCAGAAUGCCGCCAAGGAAGGAUUCAGCCUAACAGAUUCAGAAAAGGGUCGGGAGAAGUUCGAGGAGUUGAAGAAAACAUUCGAGCCAUUGACCAAAUGGUUGGAUGAAGUCGCAUUGAAGGAUGAAAUCUCCAAAUCGCAGAUUUCAGAACGUUUGAGCAACUCACCAUGCGCUUUGGUUGCGGGCAUGUUCGGAUGGACCGGCAACAUGGAACGCUUGGCUAUGUCCAAUGCCCAUCAGAAGAGCGAAGACGCCCAGCGAAGCUACUAUUUGAACCAAAGAAAAACAAUGGAAAUCAAUCCACGACAUCCUCUUAUCCGUGAGCUUCUGCGACGAGUGGAGGCCGAUGAAAGUGAUCCAGUUGCCAAGGACAUGGCCAUGAUGAUGUUCCGUACAGCAACAUUGCGUUCGGGUUAUAUGCUCAAGGAAACUGCCACGUUCGCCGACAGUAUUGAAAAGAUGAUGCGUCAAACGCUCAACAUUCCACUCGAUGAGUUGCCUGAAGCUGAUGAUGAUCUGGACGAGGAAGCGCAAGAUGGAAAGACUGCCGAUGACAAAGAAGAAGAAGCCGGCGAUGAUGGCGACCAAGAGGCCGAAGAGCAUGACGAAUUGUAAACUAGACUGAACUUUUCUUUUUCCUUUAAAAGGGAGAAACGCAACUAUUAUUUGCAUUCAAUAAACUUAAGUUCGCCCAUUCAUAUUCACUUAGCAUGUAAUGAACAUUUCUUGCGAGUUCUCGUUUUGGGAAUACUUUUGUCUGAACUGUAGGUAUUUAAUGUGUAAAAAGAACCACAGCAUAUUUAAUUUGCCAUUAUUGAUGAUUGAUCGUUGAUUGUGACAACAGUUUUGUCUUCUCUUCAAUUGUUUUGUAAUAGCGAAUUGAUGAUUGUAUGUAUCUUAAAUCCAAAUUCUAGUGUAAUUAGGUAGCUGUGCAUUUACGUAUAAGUAUUUAACAGCAAUCACUUGUGUUGAUUCACAUUCAACAUAGAAUACAAAACUAACACAGCGAGAAAUUAUUUUUCAUAUUUUAUAAAUAUAUCAAUGGAAACGAAA
Molecule: messenger RNA, 2969 nt
Organism: Hermetia illucens (black soldier fly)
Lineage: Eukaryota; Metazoa; Arthropoda; Insecta; Diptera; Stratiomyidae
Gene: Gp93
Product: endoplasmin
Exons: 5
Coding region: 150-2531 (793 amino acids)
Biological process (GO): protein folding
Molecular function (GO): ATP-dependent protein folding chaperone; ATP hydrolysis activity; ATP binding
Source: RefSeq, a predicted model, not a curated record